AUGGACGAAACCCAAUUUACGGAUAAUGCACAAAGAAUCAUUACCCAGGCGCAACAGAUCGCCAAGGAUAAUAACAACACUCAAUUGCAGCCACUCCAUUUUUUGGCUGCAAUGAUCCCUACCGAUGUUGAGGAACAGCUGACAUUGUACCUCAAGACGCUUGUCACGAAGGCCCGCAUGGACUGGGGAACGCUUGAGCGUACUGUGAACACUCACCUCCUUAAAUUGCCGCUGCAAAACCCUCCUCCUGAUGAAAUUCGUCCCUCAUACCAAACCGGGCAAUUGUUGCAACGUGCCGCCAAGAUUAAGCAGCAACAGAAGGAUCAAUACAUCGCCCAAGAUCACAUUCUUCUUGCUCUUUUUGAUGAUGAUCAGAUCAAGGACUUGUUCAAAGAAGCUCAAUGCAACGUCGAGACCUUGAAGAACGUCGCCUUGGAGUUGCGGGGCAACCAACGCAUCGAUCUGCGCACUGCUGACACUUCGGGUUCUUACGAAUUCUUGAGUAAGUACUGUGAAGACUUCACCGAGAAGGCUCGUGAAGGGAAGAUUGAUCCCGUCAUUGGUCGUGAAGAGGAAAUCAGACGUGUGAUCCGCGUGCUUGCCAGAAGAACUAAGUCCAACUCUGUUCUUGUUGGUGAAGCUGGUGUGGGUAAGACUUCAAUUGUUGAAGGGGUCGCUCAACGGAUCGUCGACGGCGAUGUGCCGCUGGUAUUGGCUAAUGCCCGCUUAUUUGCGCUUGACUUGGGGGCGUUGACCGCUGGUGCCAAGUACAAGGGUGAAUUCGAAGAACGUGUCAAGGGUGUUCUCAACGACAUUGAAAAGUCCAAGGAAUUCAUCAUUUUGUUCAUCGACGAAAUUCACAUGUUGAUGGGUGAUGGUAAGCUGGAUGCUGCCAACCUUUUGAAGCCGAUGUUGGCUCGUGGUGUAUUGCACUGUAUUGGUGCCACCACCUUUGCUGAAUACCGGAAAUACAUUGUCAAGGAUGCUGCUCUUGAUCGUCGUUUCCAGAAGAUUGAUGUCCCUGCUGCUACGGUUCCGGAAACCAUUGCUAUUUUGCGGGGUAUCCAACCUAAGUAUGAAAUUCACCAUGGUGUGCGUAUUUUGGACCUGGCUCUUGUGCAAGCUGCUCAAUUGGCUGGCCGUUACUUGACUUACAGAGCGUUGCCUGACUCGGCUGUCGAUCUUAUUGAUGAAACUGCUGCUACUGUUGCCGUGGCGCGUGACUCCAAGCCCGAAGAAUUGGACAACUUGGAGCGUUCGUUGCACCUCGUCGAAGUUGAGAUUAACGCCUUGGAACGUGACAAGGACGCCGACAAGCACUCCAAGGAACGGUUGGACAAGGCCAGAAAGAACAAGGAAAGUCUUGAAGAACAAUUGGGUCCUUUGCGGGAGAAGUUCAAGCAAGAACGUGCUUCUCACGACCAAUUGAUCGCGGCUAAGAAGAAGUUGGAUGAGUUGGAGAUGAAAGCUCAAGACGCCGAACGUCGUCACGACACUGCCACUGCCGCUGACUUGCGCUACUUUGCCAUUCCUGAUAUCCAAGUGCAAAUUGAAGAGUUGGAAAUCAAGGUUCAAGAAGAAGAAGCUAACGCUUCGCCUGAAGCCUUGUCGCGGAAUGUCGUGGGGCCGGAACAAGUUUCUGAAACCGCUGCUCGUCUUACUGGUAUCCCUGUGACGAAGUUGACCCAAGCCGAAAACUCGAAGUUGAUUAACAUGGAGAAGGUGUUGCUGUCUGAAGUUGUUGGUCAACCUGAAGCUGUGAAGGCUGUCUCCAACGCUAUUCGGUUGACUAGAUCUGGUUUGGCUAACCCUAACCAACCAGCCUCGUUCUUGUUUUUGGGGUUGUCUGGUUCGGGUAAGACUGAAUUGGCGAAGAAGGUCGCCGGUUUCUUGUUUUCGGAUGAGCAUGCUAUGAUCAGAAUUGAUUGUUCGGAACUCGGUGACAAGUGGUCUGCUUCUAAGUUGAUUGGUGCAGCCCCCGGUUACGUUGGUUACGAAGAAGGUGGUAUCUUGACUGAACAAUUGUUGCGCAAACCCUACUCUGUGGUCUUGUUUGAUGAAGUCGAAAAGGCUGCUCCCGAAGUUUUGACUGUGUUGUUGCAGAUCUUAGACGACGGUAGAGUCACUUCCUCGCAAGGUACAGUGGUUAACGCCUCCAAUGCCAUCAUCAUCAUGACUUCGAAUUUGGGUGCGGAAUACAUCAACGCUUCUAAGGGCACUAAGAUUACUGAUGACGUCAGGGAACAAGUGAUGACCGCUGUACGUGCGCACUUCCGUCCUGAGUUCUUGAACCGUAUUCAAGCUACUGUCGUCUUUAACCGUUUGUCCAAGAAGGCCAUCGCUAAGAUUGUCACGAUUCGUUUAGAAGAAAUCGAAAAGCGCUUUGCCUCUAAUGGUCGCAACAUUCAUUUGGAGCUCGAUCAAAGUGCCUUGGAAUACCUCAUCAAGUAUGGUUACUCGCCUGACUUGGGUGCUCGUCCUUUGAACCGUUUGAUCCAAUCAGAAAUCUUGAACAAGUUGGCUGUGUUGUUGCUUAAGGGCCAAGUCUUGGACAAGGAAACUGUUAAGGUCACUGUUGGUGGUAAGGGCCUCGAAGUACUCCCAAACCAUGAAGGUUCUAAGGAUGAUGACGAAGACAUGGAUGACGACUGGGACAUGGAUGAUGAAGCUAUCGAAGACGAAGAUCUCGACUAA
Messenger RNA from Diutina rugosa, 2694 nucleotides. It is a transcript of the gene HSP104, whose product is annotated as chaperone ATPase. Gene Ontology annotation, molecular function: ATP binding; ATP hydrolysis activity. Gene Ontology annotation, cellular component: cytoplasm; cytosol. The transcript has a single exon. Bases 1 to 2694 code for a protein of 897 amino acids. The record is from RefSeq and is a predicted model, not a curated record. Gene Ontology annotation, biological process: cellular response to heat. Lineage: Eukaryota; Fungi; Ascomycota; Pichiomycetes; Serinales; Debaryomycetaceae.